GGGACAGAAACCUAGGCUGCUUUUUCCCAGCACCUGCCCUCCUGCAAGUUGGUUGCUGAGCAAGCGGGACUCUCCUGAAAUGCCAGCCCCCUGCCAGCCCUGCCGUGAGGGACAGAGACCCUGUCACCUGCGCAGGAUCGGCCGCCAAGCUGCAGCCCCGGACCAUGCUGACUUCAUCCAGUAAGUAUCCUGGGUGGUCCUGGCUGAGGGAUGUGUCCAUUGAAAUAAAAAAAUUAAGGUCAUAUAUAUAUAUAAUAAAUGUUCAUAAAUGUACCAAGCAAACACGUACAUAAAUAUAUAAACGACAUGUCUUAAGCAGCGCAGGAAAACAUCCCUGGAACCAUUUUGGCUCCCAGACUGACCAGAUGUUUUCUCUGCAAGGUCAAAGGAAAAUGGAAAAGCCUCCCCAUUGUCUUUUCCUUCACAAAUCCUGUCUUAAGGGCACAUUUAAGAUAUGAAUAAGGUGUGAGCCUGUGACCUGGCUCAGGAACUAAGUAUUUAUCAUUACCAAAGACUGGCCAAGCUCCCCAGGGUAUCCAAUCAAGUGAGCAUUAAGAGGUAACCUGCCAGACAGGAGAUAAACAAUGCACUCAGAUUUCUGUUGUAAACCACCUUUUCUGUGAUGUAUGUAUGAUGUUUCUGGGGGUGGUCUUGGACUCCAGGGCUGGCAAUUUAAAAUGUCUGUAUAAGGGUGGGCACACCUUUGUUCUGGGUCUUCCUCCUCCUCCUUCUGCGUGUGAGGGGAGCACCCUGUUGCAACAGUUCAAUAAAGAUCAGGCUUACGAGCUGCUUUGCUUCUCAAUGUUCUCUGGUUGGCCUCUGUUAUUUUCUCUGACCGAUGGAGAACCUGCAAAGGACUCUAUAAGGGCUCUUGCGUCCCCCUUAAGGGAAUAAGGGCAGAUUUUCGUUUAUUUCACCAUGGAGGGCUUUCUCUGUGCCUGGGGCUGCUGGGGCUGCCUUGAGGACGUGAUGCCUUGUGUUCGGCCUCUUUGCGCUCCUGCUUUGUUCUCCUCCGCAUUCCUCUCUGGUGUUUCCCUUGCUCAGGCUGCCAGGCUUUCUGGACCAGCGAGAAGAUUUCAGCAUUUGAGGAAGGGCUGGGAGCGCCAGGCGCAAAAUGCAUGCGGGGGGGGGGGGCACGACGUAAUGCAAAAGCGAGAAGGAGCUCAGCAAUGGCUGCUUUCCCCCCUUCCCCCACAACUGCAGGCAACUUCAUGCUUCUUGUGGGAAAGCGCCGACAUCCUGCUGGUUCUUACUGUGGGGAUCACACAGGAGGGCUGGGCGGUAUAUGAAUAUUUCAUUCCAAAUUGGUUUGAAGUCCAUAUCGUGAUACCGGUUUCAUAAUUUUUGAUCUGGCAACAUACCACAAAUUGUGUGUGUGUGUGGGGGGUGUUUAGCAAAAAUCACAAUUUGGGAAAAAGCAUGAAGCCAGUCGAUGUGUCUACAUUUGUUGUUGUUUAGUCCGCCUCUUUGUGACCCCCUGGACCAGAGCGCGCCAGGCCCUCCUGUCUUCCACUGCCUCCCGCAGUUUGGUCAAACUCAUGCUGGUAGCUUUGAGAACACUGUCCCACCAUCUCGUCCUCUGUCAUCCCCUUCUCCUUGUGCCCUCCAUCUUUCCCAACAUCAGGGUCUUUUCCAGGGAGUCUUCUCUUCUCCUGAGGUGGCCAAAGUACUGGAGCCUCAGCUUCAGGGUCUGUCCUUCCAGUGAGCACUCAGGGCUGAUUUCCUUCAGAAUGGAUAGGUUUGAUCUUCUUGCAGUCCAUGGGACUUUCCAGAGUCUCCUCUAGCACCAGAAUUCAAAAGCAUCCAUUCUUCGGCGAUCAGCCUUCUUGAUGGUCCAGCUCUCACUUCCAUACAUCACUACUGGGAAAACCAUGGCUUUAACUAUACGGACCUUUGUUGGCAAGGUGAUGUCUGCUUUUUAAGAUGCUAUGCGUCUACAUAGCUUUAUCUUUAUUUCAGACAUAAUGAUAUAUUGAUAUAUUGUGAUGCUUAGCUUGCGAUAUAUCACAGUGUUGAAAACCAGAUACCACCCAGUCCUAUUGCACAGUACUGAUUUCCUCCCUCCCCACAGACACCACCCCACCCCCACCCACCCACCCACCCACCCACUGCUGUUGCCGUCCAAUAACAGGACCCCCAGUACCCACCCCCUUUCUCUUUCUCUCCCCUGCAAGUUUCCCUAACACUGUCACGCUGGUUGGCCGAAGCGUGGCCGCCGUGGACCGCCUUCCUCAGCUCCGCUGCCCAGAGGAGUCGCGAGUACAUCUCCCGCAUCCACGCCCGGGUGAUCCGCACGGCUGGGGCCUACAAGCUCGUGGAUUCCAGCCUAACCGGGGUGUAUAUCAAUGACGUCCGGAUCAGCGGUGAGUGCUGUGGCCAAGACACAAGGAAACUUUAUUAAAUGAUUUCUUCUUAAUAAAUUUGAGUAUCACUCUUCAUCCAAAAUCACCAGGCGGUGACAUUUGUAAUGCUUCCCAUUGAGAACAUGUUUCUACACAUCCUUUAGUCGUAGAGGCGUAAUAAAAUAUCUAGGUUAUGGCAACAAGCGUCAUGUCUAGCAGAAAUCAGAAUUAGAUAUGGUUUGCACACAUCUGUGCCAACCCAGUCACCCUGUGCUCAAGGUUCCCCAGUUGGGGGGGGUCUCCAUCUUUGUUCAGAAGAUGAGCAACUCUUCCUGCAUCAGGCUCCCCACACAAGCGCACCCGGAUCUGCACCAUCCUCUCUCACUUCUCUGGAAACCCCCAACGCAAUAAAUGGCCUUGUCAGGCAAGCAAGAACAGUCCCGAUUCUUUAGGGAAAGAACAAAGAGGAGUGAAGUCAUUUCCUGGAAUACACGCAGCCUCUGUCACCUGGACAGGAGCCUUCUACAUGAUGAAGCAAGCCCAAAGAGUUAAGCUCAGAGGAAGUCUGUCAGCAGCGAGAGAGAGUGCCAGGCAGGGCGCUGGUGCUGCCUGGAUGUUUGAAAGUCUAGUCUGAGUCCCUGCACAGCUGUAAACCUCACAGGGUGGCCUCUGGCAAACCUAUGCCCAAGUCUGAUGUGCUUCAGAUAAUUACAGUCAUACCUUGGAUCCCAAACGCCUUGCGAGUCAAACUUUUUGGCUGCUGAACGCUGCAAACUCAGAAGUGAUUGUUCCGGUCUGUGAACAUUCUUUGGAACCCAAACGUCCAACGCGGCUUCCGAUUGGCUGCAGGAGCUUCCUGCAGCCAAUUGGAAGCCACACCUUGGUUUCCGAAAGUUUUGGAAGUCAAACGGACUUCCAGAACGGAUUCCGAGGUACAACUGUAUUGGAAAAAGUUGGUCUGAGCACCUUUUGGAAAGGAAGGGAGGCCAACACGGAAACUGCUGUCGGGUAGCAGCAAAUGACCUUGAGCAAAGGAACAGGCCAGUGGCCCAUCUAGUCACCCAGUGGCCAAAAAGGUGCCCCCAAGGGGAUCUCAUGAGUGGAAUCUGAACCCAAGAGCAACUCUCCCCUCCUGCGGUUUCUAGCAACUGGGAUUCAGAAGCAGGACUUCCUGUGGCUGCAGAGCCAUUCUGAUUGGGGCCGUUGGGAGUCCUCUCUUCCCUAAAAUCUCCAGCCCUGGGUGGCUCUUGAUGUGGGCAGAGGUGGGCAACCUGUCCCUCCUUCCCCUGAAGGCCCAGAAAGGUAAAGGGACCCCUGACCAUUAGGUCCAGUCGUGGCCGACUCUGGGGUUGCGGCGCUCAUCUCGCUUUAUUGGCCGAGGGAGCCGGCGUACGGCUUCCGGGUCAUGUGGCCAGCAGGACUAAGCCGCUUCUGGCGAACCAGAGCAGCGCACGGAAACGCUGUUUACAUUCCCGCCGGAGUGGUACCUAUUUAUCUACUUGCACUUUUGACAUGCUUUAGAACUGCUAGGCUGGCAGGAGCUGGGACCGAGCAAUGGAAGCUCACCCCGUCACGGGGAUUCGAACCGCCAACCUUAUGAUCAGCAAGCCCUAGGCUCUGUGGUUUAGACCACAGCGCCACCUGCGUCCCAUACAAGGUCCAUACAAUGCAGUAAAUAAAUGAAGCUUUGCUCUUUCAGUUUUUCGCCUUGCAGCAGGAAGAGUUGGUCCUUUACGUUGUGAACCGCCAUGAGAUCCACAGCUGAAGGGCAGUAUACAAAUUUAAUAAAAUGGUAAAUAAAUAAAUAAUCGUUUUGCUUGGUGAGGGUUGGCUGGUGUUUUUUAUUCUUAUAGUAAUAAACCACCUCACGGCAGCUCACAGGUAGAAACAAGAUUUUAAAACAGAAAAAAAAAUAGACAUAUUUCUGGUUUAUUUGCUUUUGGAUCAGAAGCCAGGCCAAGGAGAUUUGCUGUUGUUUUUAAACCUUUAAACUGAUUGUUUCAAAUCUUAUUUCUACGUAGAAAAAGUAUUGUUGCAAGAAGGCGAUACGGUUACUUUUGGGCAUCCGUGCGGGAGGAGCGUUAACCCCGGGAGUCGCGUCCGGCAGCCAAAUUCUCCGUUUUAUUACUUGGUAGGACUCUGCCUUCCUUUGUACAUCUAUCUGUCUGUCUGAGAUGGAAUCAUACAAUUGUAGGGUUGUGAGGGUCUCCAAAGGUCCUCUAGUCCAGCCCCCCUCGCAAUGCACGAGUCCUGUGGCUCUCCUUGGUGUGGCCCCCGAGUCCCUUGGUGUGCUCACCCCCCUCCCUGCAGUUGACCAGAGGGGCCCCCCCCAUGCGCCCUCCCUCUGCCCUGCUCACGCCUUCAUUUAUUUUAUUGGUGGGGGAUAUUCCUGCAAGCUCAAGGAGGGCAUGGAAACAGCAAUGUUCAAAAUGUCAUUUGAUUGGGGAGAGAGCAGGAGGCUGGAUGGGCUGACCCAGGGGGGCUCUCCUGGUGUUAAUUAAUCCUCCUUCUCCCACCUUUCGUUCCCUUUUCAGUUUGAGCCCUGCAGCUGCAGUGUGGAGCAAAGGCAAGGCCUGCGCGGAGAGAGGAGACCUUUCCCCCAAAGGGUAAAGUGGAAAACCCCUUCUACUCCAGACAUCAUCUUUUCUCCAUGGGUGCAGCAGUGGGGAGGGUGGGUGUAAAGCAGCACUUGGGGGGGGGAGUCAAUCCCAGUGACAACCCCCCACAGGCAACCUGGUCAGGUGGUGGGGGCUGCCUAACUCUCCAUCGCCCCCCCAUCCCCAGGGCAUCAGGGGAAGGUUUUUUCCUUUAUCUGCAUGGUUUGAUUUCGGAUUGUGUGGGGCACAGAAAUGGGGUUUGUGGCCAGCCCUGCUUUAGGCAGUGACCGGCUCCCCUCAGGACCUCCCAAGUGGGCCUCUGCUUCUUGCCAAAUUUACAAGGGUCUGCAUGUUAGUCUCCCUUGCCCCGGGCUCCUGCUUAUUCCUCCCCAACGUGCCUUUACCUGCCCCAGAGCUGACUCCACCUGUGACGGCAGGUAUGGGGCGGAUGGGCGUGGCAUGGGGGCCACGCGAGGACCCCUGCAGCGCUGAAUCAGGACCUUGCCUGGAGGUUCCCCACUCUCUGGCAUGCGCAAGGAAGCAGGCCCUCUUAGCCUUGUGUCUGCAUUCGCUUCCUUAAGUAUAAUGUCCUGGGGAAUUUAAGACAGGGCCAGAGUGGAUAGGAGGUUUCGGGGCACCUGAGGCAGGGAUGCUAGGCUCCUGCCCCAAAGAUCUGUGAUCCCACAGGAAGGAGGUCUUUUAGGUAUCCUGAAAGUUUCCCUUGUUUCACAGAGGCUGAAUGUCUACAAUGCAGUUGCUUUCUCUGAUAAGGCCUUUUUAUGGCAAAUGGGGCCAUAAACGAGAGCCAGUGUGGUGUAGUGGUUCAGAGCGGUGGACUCAUAAUCUGGGGAACCGGGUUUGCUUCCCGCUCCUCCACAUGCAGCUGCUGGGUGACCUUGGGCCAGUCACACUUCUUUGAAAUCUCUCAGCCCCACUCACCUCACAGAGUGUUUGUUGGGGGGGAGGAAGGGAAAGGAGAAUGUUAGCCGCUUUGAGACUCCUUAGAGUAGUGAAAAAGCGGGAUAUCAAAUCCAAACUCUUCUCUUUUUCAUACAGCCAUCCUCACAUCCACACCCUCUCUAGGUUCUCCCAUUACACGUUCCGAUGUGUUUCUUGUUUAUUCGGUCAGUGCAGGUUGGUACCCAGUUGGGGUUGUUUUGCUCUAUAGGUUGAAUUCACAGGUCCUCAAAUUGCCGUAGGGUUUCGCCAGCAAGGAAAACUGACGUGCUCUGUAUGUUGCAUAGUUGUAUCUCCAGUGCUCUGUAUUUUGAUGUUUUGAAUGUUUGCUGUAAAGCUGCUUUGGGCUCAGCUCAUAAGUAAACCCCUCAUUCAAUCAAGAUGCCAGGAGGAGGAGGAGCUAUGCAAAAUAACCACGGAGGUUUCCUGGCUGGGCUGAUAGAGGGACACAACCCCCAGCUUCAGGGGCCUGGAGGUGCUGCACAGAAGUCGUUUUUGCAGUGAGUAACCCAUGCUCCAUUCUAACCUCUUGAUUCCUUUCUUCCAUCUAGCUUCCUGCGUUGGCAUCUGCUGGGGCAUCAGUGCCAGUGAGCUCAGGGAUGGGAUUUGCACCCACACUCGCAGGGGACCCAACUGGUGUUCUGCCUGGCUCUGCCCACCAACGUCCGGCCAUCAGCAAUCCGUCCUCUGCAGCUUCAUUCCUGCCUCCAGCUGCAUCGUCAGCAUCCAUAAAUUCUCUUAGCCUGACUUCCAGUUUGCCAGAAGCACCUGGUCAGCCAACGCUGGGGGCAUUGCCUCCUUCUGCCCCAGGAGAUGCUCCCAGGCCUGCCCCUCUGCUUCUGCGUUCUGCUUCGCCUGGGGAGGGUUCGCGCACCACCGCAGAAUCUUCUCCCUGGAGGAGCCUUGAGGCGACACACUUCCCCUUCUCUCAGGGAAGUCCAGAAUCCAAGAAUCCCUCCACCCCAAGUGGCAGCGAGGAAACCGUUGCAGAUGACCCCCAAAGCGGAGUAUCCGUUAGUGCAGCAGCCGGGCUCCCGGAGGAUCUGGUGCAGGUCCCAGGCGUCUCUCCGGUGGGGGGUUCUGAGAUCUCAGUUUCCAGCACAGAAGAGCUGCUUCCCGGUGACUCUGGCCACGCUGAAGAGAUGAGGGAGGUGGACGUGGAUCAAGGCCCUGAAGACACAGCUGGACCUGGUGCCCAGGCGCAAGUCAGAGGGGCUGCAAGCAGAAUUCAGAGCCCCAGAGAAGAGCACCAGGAGAGCUGUGGGGAGAAGGCCUUACCUGAAGCUUCUGGCUGGGCAGAAAACAGGGCAAGCAACCUCACUGUGCAGAAUUUGGCACAGCUCCCUGCUGAAUCAGGAGAGGCUGAGCUGGAUGCAGCGAGCAGAGCUUCUGAUGACUUUUCUUCUGCUGAAGAAACAGAUGGCGACUUGCUGGAUAGUGACUCUUCUGCAAAGUGGACUCAAGAGGAGUUUGACUCUGAGAGAGAGAGUCCCGCUUUGCUGCCAAAGAACCUGUCCUGUGAGACACGGAGGAGUGACGACGAAAUCAGCUUGCAGAGUGGGCUUCUGAGAGUAGUGACAACAUGGACAUGGAGCCCCAUGCAAAUGCAAGCCUGCUAG
Messenger RNA from Podarcis lilfordi (Lilford's wall lizard), 7515 nucleotides. The record is from the annotation of a GenBank genome assembly. Lineage: Eukaryota; Metazoa; Chordata; Lepidosauria; Squamata; Lacertidae.